Molecule: messenger RNA, 1152 nt
Organism: Arachis duranensis
Lineage: Eukaryota; Viridiplantae; Streptophyta; Magnoliopsida; Fabales; Fabaceae
Product: nuclear transcription factor Y subunit C-1
Exons: 2
Coding region: 114-872 (252 amino acids)
Biological process (GO): regulation of DNA-templated transcription
Cellular component (GO): nucleus
Molecular function (GO): protein heterodimerization activity; DNA binding; DNA-binding transcription activator activity, RNA polymerase II-specific
Source: RefSeq, a predicted model, not a curated record
UCAUAAUUUCAACCCCAAAAAACAAAAAAAUAAAAAUAAAAAUAAAAAAAACAAAAAAGAAAGAAACCCUCACCACCAAUCCACUCUUUCUCUUUCACACCCUCCGAUCAAAAAUGGAGAACACCACCAACACCAACAACACCCACCCUCACCAGCAGGCCCAAUCGAGCCCAUACCCAGGCCCACCAACACUCCCACCACCUCCCACCACCACCACCGUCGUCCCCGGAGGCGCACCACCACCGUCCUCCGCCGCACCAUUCCACCACCUCCUCCAGCAACAACAGCAACAGCUUCAGAUGUUCUGGUCCUACCAGCGCCAAGAAAUCGAACACGUCAACGACUUCAAGAACCACCAGCUUCCAUUGGCGCGCAUCAAGAAGAUCAUGAAGGCCGACGAAGACGUUCGCAUGAUCUCCGCCGAAGCCCCAAUCCUCUUCGCCAAAGCCUGCGAGCUCUUCAUCCUCGAGCUCACGAUCCGUUCAUGGCUUCACGCCGAAGAGAACAAGCGAAGGACACUUCAGAAGAACGACAUCGCCGCCGCCAUUACGCGAACCGACAUCUUCGAUUUCUUAGUUGAUAUUGUUCCCAGGGACGAUAUCAAGGACGAUGCGGCGGCUCUCGGCGGUAUUGUGGCCGCUGCUGCGGCGGCUACUGCCAGUGGUGUUCCGUACUAUUAUCCGCCCAUGGGCCAGCCCGCAGGCCCGCCUGGUGGCAUGAUGAUUGGCAGGCCCGCAGUGGACCCGGCAACGGGGGUUUACGUGCAGCCGCCGUCGCAGGCGUGGCAGAGUGUUUGGCAGACUGCUGCGGAGGAUGGCAGCUAUGGGAGUGGCGCCACCGCCGCUCAAGGGAAUCUUGAUGGACAGAGCUGAGCACUGUUGUGAGUUGGGAUCUUGUCGAUGCUGAACAAUGUUUUUGGAUUGCUUGCGAUUUAGAGAUGGUUUGUUAACUUAAAUUUUAUGGGAAGACAAUGUGAACCUGUUUAACUUAAAUGUACAACGGCAAUGAUGUUAACAACUUUUUUAUGUACAAAAAUUUGAAACUGAAUAUUGAUCUUUUUCUGUGCAAUGCUCUGAGACAAUUGAUCAAGACUCUGUUUAAUGUUUUAUGCUCAGAAGCCCCACUAAUGCAUGCUACUUCAUACUUGCCACA